GCAGUAGCCCAGCAGUAGCCGCCAUACAUGCACCAAAAAUAAAAUUGUGAGGAAUUUUUGCUUCUUUCAAUUUAUUUGUUAUAAAAUAUUAAUUUAAUUGUAAACAUAAUCUAGUAUAGGUUUAGGUGUACUUCGUAAUAUUAUUGACACAAUAGUCUUGAUCGCGUGAGGCUGCUCCGGCCCUGUCGCAGCUGUUGCGCUGUCGUCGGUGGCCUUCGUCGGUAUUCGUCGGCUCAGCAGGCUCAAUCGGAUCAGUGCCAGGCAAAAUUCUUCAAGCCGCCGGAAAUUUACCGCUUCCUCCUAGGCAAAGCUGGUAGAGGAAACCUUGGCCUACGCUGGAGGCAAUGUUAGCUGGAUCCUAGCUGGAGAGUGGAGCCGGUAAAGCCGCUCAUCAACGCCUAGAGUACGAGGUAGAGUACGUACGAGUCAGCAACGCCAACAGCUCAGCUUUGAUCAGGCCAGCAAUUCAACAGACUUGGAGGAGUCAGCAUGGCGAAGCUCAUCCGCUGGGAGAACCUGCUCACGUACGAUACCUUGGUGCACGCCGUGGCCGGUGCAGCCGGCAGUGCCGUCGCCAUGACCGUCUUCUUCCCCCUGGACACUGUCCGGUCGCGCCUGCAAGUCGAGGAACGCCGCGAGCCCAAAGGCACGCUGGUCUUGCUGCGCGAACUGGUCGCCGACGAGGGCCCCGGCAGCGUGUACCGCGGCCUGGGUCCAGUGCUCACGUCGCUCUGGUGCUCCAACUUCGUGUACUUCUACAGCUUCCACGGUCUGCGGAGCGUAACGGCCGCCGGCGGCCACAGCGCUCUCUCGGAUCUCUUCCUGGCAUCGGUGGCGGGCGUCGUGAACGUGCUGGCCACGACGCCCCUGUGGGUGGUCAACACCCGCAUAAAGAUGCAGGGCGCCAAGGUCCUGGCGGGAGACAGCCUCCGCAGGCACCCCCGCUACGAGGGCCUUUGGCACGGGCUGCGUCACAUCGCGCGAACCGAGGGCCUGGCCGCGCUCUGGGCAAGCACUCUGCCGUCGCUGGUGCUCGUGUCCAGCCCUGCCGUCCAGUUCAUGGUGUACGAAGCGCUCAAGCGACGCGCGGCCGACGCGCAGUUGCCGCUCAGCGGGGCCGUGGUGUUUGCCAUCGGCGCCCUCUCCAAGGUCAUCUCGACCGUGGCCACCUACCCGCUGCAGCUGGUCCAGGCCAAGCUGCGCUACGGCUGCCCCGAGGCCGACAAGGGCCUCGCGGGCCUGCUGCUGCACAUCGCGCGCACACAGGGUCCCGCCGGCUUGUACCGGGGCCUGGAGGCUAAGCUGUGGCAGACGGUGCUCACGGCGGCCCUCAUGUUCGUCGCCUACGAGAAGAUCGUGCGCUUCGUCAUGCGACUGCUCAAGCCUUCCGUGCGGGCUGCGUACUGACCGCUCCGCCGCUCGGACACCACGGCUCUCUCGAGCACAGGGGCCACCUUGGCGGCUUGCCAGACCCUGCACAAAGGCGAUGCUCGGCCGUCUGGCUGCGGAGGUGGUCUUCACUUGCGCCCCAGGGACAGCCGCCGCGACUGCCAGCUGCUGUACUUGGCGUAGGCUGCCUGGAGCAGGUCGUCAAGGUGGUCUGCCAGCUGCAAGGAAGGCGGCCAUGCAGCGCUCCGCAGGCUUCUUUCUGGCUGGGCAAGCAGUCAACUGGCUAACACUGCAACUUGCAAUACUCCAGCACAACAUACUCACUCAAAUAAAGGUGGGAAAAGGGGAAGGCAUGCAACAAAA
Molecule: messenger RNA, 1752 nt
Organism: Ixodes scapularis (black-legged tick)
Lineage: Eukaryota; Metazoa; Arthropoda; Arachnida; Ixodida; Ixodidae
Gene: PMP34
Product: peroxisomal membrane protein PMP34
Exons: 2
Coding region: 490-1407 (305 amino acids)
Biological process (GO): transmembrane transport
Cellular component (GO): peroxisomal membrane
Molecular function (GO): coenzyme A transmembrane transporter activity; ATP transmembrane transporter activity; FAD transmembrane transporter activity
Source: RefSeq, a predicted model, not a curated record